Chara braunii is the source of this 2078-nucleotide messenger RNA. The record is from the annotation of a GenBank genome assembly. NCBI's taxonomy places the organism in Eukaryota, Viridiplantae, Streptophyta, Charophyceae, Charales, Characeae.
GCGGUAUGUCAGUGCCCCCGCCCUUACAAAUUCUGCAAAAGCGAGGACGACAUUCUUCAACAGUCGUGAAUUAGGGUGAGAGGUUGGGCGUAGGGCGGUCACCCCUGUGGGCGGCAGCGGGUUAGUAGCUUCAAGUACUGAACGCGCAUCGGUCGGGUCCUCUUUGGUCGGCAAAGGCGCAAGCAAAAUGAAGCUCAACAUUGCCAACCCCACCACUGGGUGCCAGAAGAAGGUGGAAAUCGAUGACGACCAGAAACUGCGAGCGUUUUUCGACAAGCGUCUCGCCCAGGAAGUGAAUGGCGACGCCCUUGGAGAGGAGUUCAAAGGAUAUGUCUUCAAGAUUAUGGGAGGAUGUGACAAGGAUGGUUUCCCCAUGAAGCAGGGAGUGCUUGUUCCUGGCCGUGUCAGAAUUUUGAUGCACAGAGGGACUCCGUGUUUCCGUGGCCAUGGCCGUCGUGAUGGAGAGAGGAGGCGCAAGUCUGUUCGCGGCUGUAUUGUGAGUCCGGAUUUGGCGGUUCUGAACCUUGUGAUUGUGAAGCAAGGCGACAAGGCUCUUCCCGGUCUCACGGAUACGGAGAAGCCUCGCAUGCGAGGACCUAAAAGGGCAUCGAAGAUCCGCAAGCUGUUCAACUUGACAAAGGGAAUUGAUGUGCGCAAGUACGUGAACACCUACAGGAGGACGUUUGUGUCCAAAACCGGAAAGAAGCAGAGCAAGGCGCCGAAGAUCCAGAGGCUAGUGACGCCCGUGGUGCUGCAGAGGAAGCGUGCUCGCUUGGCCGACAAGAAAAAGAGAGUAGCCAAGGCCAAGACGGAAGCCGCUGAGUACCAGAAGCUUCUUGCAUCUAGAUUGAAGGAGCAGAGGGACAGGCGCAGCGAGAGUCUCGCGAAGAGGCGUGCCUCGCGUGCUUCCGAGGCGAAGAAGGGACCGACGGCCUAGAUGAUGAUCUGACCACCCCUCCCUUCGAUUGGAGUUUUGUGUAUCGGGCGUUGAAGGGUCGUUUAUCUUGGGAGUUGAUGAAAUUUGGGGUCGCGGUCUCAAUAGGUUUGACGAGAGAUCGAUCUCAGGGGGAGGAGGGUAGGAGAAGAGGAGGAAAGAUUGAGAUUGUCAGUGGAGCGCGGAGAGAUGAAUCUGGGGUCGGCUAGUUGCUGAUCAGUUUUUUUCGGAAAUUCCUUUGGCGGUUUGUCUUGUACCGGACGUGAAUGAGAAGUGUUUUUUGAGAAUAUAUAUUCUGAGUGCCAGACGAGUUGAUCUUCGGUUGUCCUCCUGAGUGUUUAUUCUGAGUGCAAGACGAGUUGAUCUUCGGUUGUCCUCCUGAGUGUUCAAAACGAGCUUUCAUUCCUUUGGAAAUUAGAUCAGCUAAGGUCCCCUCCCCUCACUUGUGAUUGGUAUUCUUUCACACUGAACCCAAUCUCCGGAAAUUUUCAUUUAAAAGUGUUGGCUUAAAGUUCUGCUUGCCCUACGUUGAGUGUUCGUGUUCUCUUUAGUUUUGUGGGUUUUGAAUCUCUAUCUCGAAUGUUGCAGCGGGAUGAACGGGAUGAUGAUUCCACGCAUUACCAUCGCCAUCAUGCUUGACCUACGGAUCGGAUCUGAUGAGCCCAGUUGACACACCCAUGAAGCGAUGAAAUACAGAUCUGUGUUUGAAACCGGAUUCAAUCAGCCGAAACCUUGUCUCGGUCAGGUCAAUGAUGAUAUCUCAAGGCCGUCGUUGUCGUUUCAAAAGAGAAGGAAAGUUCCAACGUGGGAUUGUUGUGUAGUAAAGGUUUUGAGCAGGGAGGACGAUACGAUACGAUGCUUGUAAUAACGUGACGGUGCCUCCGUAUGCUUGCGCAAUGCGAAAUCACGGCAACAACAAAACAUGUGUUUAUUAUGUUGGUUUGGUUGAUGUCAUGUGCGCUGUCCUUGAAAUGGGAAAAUGUUGAGUUUUGAGAAAACGUGAGCAGUUCUGGCAAGAAAAAGGACACGUGCGCAGUCCUGUCUCUAAGAUGGCAUUUUUUGGGGUCCAUCUCUCUUUUGACGUUUACAAGUCGGAAUGUCUCAUUCCAAUUAGGGUUUUUGUCGAUGUCGAGCCCUUUUUAUG